CACACAAAGCAGACGGCGACGAAGAAGAAUGGAAGAGGGGAAGAAGAUUGCACAAGAUCGGAUGAUCGAUCCAGGCCAACACUGCUUCCGCAACGCCUCGACCAUCCUCUACUCCUAACAUUGUUCCAUGUUUGCAUCUCUGUUGCAUUGUCGUUAUGGCUUACACACGAGCUUCACCACGUAUCCCUUCCAAAAAUAAAAAGAUUGCAAGGGGUGGAGCAAUCGUUAUUGAGGACACCCAAAAUGUUCACAAAGCCAUGUGGGAUACUGAAUCCACAAGGAUUUUCUUAAAGCUUAUUGCUGAUGAGAUUCUUGGGAAAUCGGCCAUUCAUGGUUUUGAGUAGCACUAGGUACAAUUUGUUGGCGAAGAAGUUUGAAAAAAAAAAAAAAAAGGUAGAAAACGUGAUGUCAAGCAAUUGAAGAACAAGUACACAAGCAUGAAACGAGAUCGGACUACAUGGAUGAAGUUGAUGGACCUCCAAAGGAAUUACUGGGAUUGGAUUUGAUGCAAAAACAGACAUGUUUCAGGCUUCUGAUGAAUAGUGGGAUCGGAUGGAACUGUUGUGCAAAGUUCAAGAAUAAAACUUUAGAGCAUCAGGAUUUGAUGGAGAUUGUCUUCAUAGGGGCUGUUGUAACCGGCAAACAUCAUUGGACACCGGGGGAGAGGACUGUCGAAGAUAAUGAGUGCUCUUCUGAUUCGGUUCAGAGCCUUGGCAUGCGGCCAUUCGUAGGUCCCAUCCAUUCAGUUGGUAUUGACAUGGAGGCUAAUUCCUCAAUGGAAAGUGCUAAACCUAGGGUUGAAGCUGGGGCGAAAGGGAAAAGAAAUACUCCUGCAAGUUCUAGAAAGUCGCGGAAGUCGACUAGUAGAGCAUCUGCUAUAGCCGAUAACAUGAACAAACUAACCAAUGUUGUCCGAAGUCAAAACGAACAAGUUACUGCUAGGCACUUAACUGGCAAUGAGUCGUUGUAUACCAUUUCAAAGUGUAUAGAGAAGCUGAAAUCCAUUCUUGCCCUAGUUGGUACACUGUUGUUCCACUUUGCAUCGUCUCUUAUGGACAACGCUAAUUACCGCGAGGUUAUGAUGUGCCAGCCCGAUGAUGACCAUAUUAUCAGAUGGCUUACAUAGAAACAACUACAAAGCUGUGCUGGAGUUCCAUUUGCGAACCUCUUUCGUGCACGACGGGUUUGAUGGCUGCUAGGAUGGGCCAAUGGGUUGAGUAGUUGCUAUUUACUGAUGGGAACUUGUCCGUGUUAUGUGUUGAUGUUUUUAUGGGAACUUGUUACUGUGUUGGAUUUUAAGGACGUGUUUCAGUUUUUAUUUUUGUUUUAUGGUUAUUAUUAUUUUUUUUUUUUGGUUUGUUUCAUUUGUAAUACUUGGUAGGAUGAUUUGGUGGAACAAUAUGAACACUUUUUUUUUUAAUUUUUUUUUAAUAAUUUCUUAGUGUGUAUGAAAUGGAUGGUUUAUGCAUGUUUGGUUUGGCAGAUUACUUUUCUUUUAUCUUGGUUAUGCAUGGUAUGUUGUUGAUGUAUAUAUUUAUGUUGGUUAAAUAGUUGAACAAGUUCAAAGUGACAGUAAUGAUUUUA
Camellia sinensis is the source of this 1584-nucleotide messenger RNA. NCBI's taxonomy places the organism in Eukaryota, Viridiplantae, Streptophyta, Magnoliopsida, Ericales, Theaceae. The record is from RefSeq and is a predicted model, not a curated record.